This is a messenger RNA of Portunus trituberculatus (swimming crab), 6427 nucleotides long. It is a transcript of the gene Rab6, whose product is annotated as ras-related protein Rab6. The transcript is spliced from 8 exons. Bases 156 to 791 code for a protein of 211 amino acids. NCBI's taxonomy places the organism in Eukaryota, Metazoa, Arthropoda, Malacostraca, Decapoda, Portunidae. The record is from RefSeq and is a predicted model, not a curated record. Gene Ontology annotation, molecular function: GTP binding; GTPase activity.
UCUCCCUCUCCCUGGAUGUCAGUACGUGGCGGACAGCCCUAGUGAGCGAGUGGGAGAAGAAACGCCUCCAUUUUGACCCUUUUGAUCCGUUGAGGGCUCCCGGAGAGGGGUGACGAGGAGACAAGAUUUACCUCAUCACGCAAGACAACAGAAUAAUGUCCAUGUCGGGCGAAUUUGGAAACCCGCUUAGGAAAUUCAAGCUGGUCUUUCUCGGCGAGCAAAGCGUCGGAAAGACCUCGCUGAUCACCCGCUUCAUGUAUGACUCCUUUGACAACACAUACCAGGCUACCAUUGGCAUAGACUUCCUCUCCAAAACCAUGUACCUGGAAGACAGAACAGUCCGGCUGCAACUGUGGGAUACUGCCGGCCAGGAGAGGUUCCGCAGCCUCAUUCCCUCCUACAUCCGUGACUCAACUGUAGCUGUGGUGGUGUACGACAUUACAAAUGCCAACUCCUUCCACCAGACCUCCAAGUGGAUAGAUGACGUGAGGACUGAGCGAGGCAGUGACGUUAUUAUUAUGUUGGUUGGCAAUAAGACUGAUCUCUCCGACAAGAGACAGGUCUCCACGGAGGAAGGCGAGCGCAAGGCCAAGGAACUCAAUGUGAUGUUCAUUGAGACCAGUGCAAAGGCGGGAUACAAUGUGAAGCAGCUGUUCCGAAGGGUGGCCGCAGCCCUACCUGGCAUGGAAUCCAAUCCUGAGAAGGGCAAGGUUGACACCGUGGACCUUCGCCCCCAUCCUCCCCCACAGGAGGUCCAGCCAGACCAGGAGGGCUCGGGGUGUAUAUGCUAGGAGGCCGCCCUCAUGCUCUAGUCUCUCACGUGUCCUCGCACUUGUCUGCUGGAGGGAAGCAGUGGUGGGGGUGCCAACACCUGGUGGCAUCUGCUGCUGCUGCUCCCCCUCUUUAUUACCCUUUGAUUAGCAUUAUUGUUUAUUAAUAUUUACAGUUUAUCAUGUUUUUUAUUAUUAUUGCUGUCAUUAUUAUUAUCAUUAUUAUUGUUAUCUGUAAAGUAAGUCCUGGAUUUAAUGUUACAAUAUUGAUUUGUUAACCGAUUUUACGAGCCAAAAUUGUCCUAACACAACGCUAUCCUGAGUUCUGAAGGGUGUGUUGCCAAAGGAAGGAAGUAUUGUGGCCGCUAACUUGCCCAGUGACUUCAACGAUGCACAUGAGCCAUGGACUUGCUUUAUGCUAUUUGUUUUUCCUGCCCAGUGUAUUUCAUAAAGCAGAUAAAGUAUGCUGGUAUAGGCUGCCAUGUUUUAUUUAUUUAUUUUUCUUUAUUAAAUGGCAUUAUUUCAGUGUCUUGGUUUCAUUUACUUUUUUCAUAUUUCUAUAAUAAGGUUCCUUAAUUUUUUUCAACUCUAAUGUUAUUUAUCUUCAUUCUAAUCUGCAUAUGGACUGGAUUCUAUGCCUUCUUACACUCAAUAUUUUUUUUUUUUAUUAUUAAAAUGCAUAACUAAGGAGUUGUUUCUUUAAUAGCAUUUUUUUAAUAUUUCUCAUUUCAACUCUUAAUUUAUCAUCAUUCUGACCUGCAUAUGGACUGGUUUCUAUGCUCUUUGCUCUCCUAACAUUUAUUUUUUUAUGUAUUUAAUCAUUUCUGUAAUUAGUCUCUUGAUUUCUUACACCUUUUGUGAUAAACAAGGAUAGGUUGUCAAAUACUUCCCAUGUUGAUGCUGUUCAUUCCACAAUCUGUUACGUCUUUGUGUCAUUGCUGCACGUGAUGGCCGGUGCUGUGUUUGUUUUGUGCAACAGUGACUUGUUUAUGUCAGGCAAUACUGUAGCCUUUUUUUGGGGUUAAUAUUUUCUAGGGGGCUGAUGGGUACUUUGGUUCACCAUUCUCAAUUUUCUCUUGUAAAUCAGUUUUAUGAAAACUUUCCUAUCCUUGGUUUUUUGGGUUUGCUUUGUAUUUUUUACUUUUUUUUUUUUUUUUUUUUCAAGAAUUCAUUGAGUUAUUUUUCUUCAUACUGUUUUGGACAAAACGUUUGACUUUCUUUGUGUAAUCUUUCUCUCAUUCUGAAAUAGUAAAUGACAGUGGUUUCUGUGAAGGAAUUUUCUUUAUCUUAUAUUUUAUUCUAUUUAUGUUUGUGAGAAGUCUGAUUUAUGUCUUAGGAGUCAAAAAGAUGUCAUCACUGCAACCUGUUUGUGUAUAUAACUGUUUGUAAUUUGUAAAAUUUAUGUUUUCCCACUAACCCACCAGACUUGAUCUGGCUGUACUUGUAAGGAUUCUGUCUUGUUUCACUAGUCCAAAAUGUACUGUAAGACUUAGUUACUUAACAAUGGCUCUCAGUUGUAUUCAGUUUCAUGGUAUCAAGCAUGCAUCAGAAAGCUAUUUAUUCUCCCAAGAUUUUAAGGCAUUUAUUUCCAUUUAGUGAAAGAAAGAUGAGAUUGAGGAACACCUGACAAGACAUCAGUCAUUGUGUACCAGCAUGAAGCACGAGUGUGCUGCUGGAAAGACUUCUUUAUACCAGCUGCUUACAGUGUCCUUGAAAUAUUGUAAGAGUAAAUAGCAUUCCUAGCACUUCAGUUCAACUUGAUUACUUUUCUUUUCUUUUUUUUCUUUUUCUUUUAUUUUCAUGAGUUGUCUGUUUUGACUAUUCCUGUACGGUCAUGGUCAGAAGUUGAUUAACCUUCUACACUUAUUUCUAUUGUUUUCAUCUACAUAAUCCUCUGCUUACAAAAUUUGACAACUUGAAGAUUACUAGCAAAUCUACUCACUUUUAUCUGAUACUCUGGAACUCUUUCUCUUCUCGCCUUUUCCUAUGGGUUGAACUAAAAAAGAAAAAAGAUGUCAAAACUGUCCCAGAACUAAUUUGUCCAAUCCAUUUGAGAGAAAAAAUUGUGGAGCAGGAUUUGAGAACACUUCUUUGCCUGCUAUAUUUUGUACUUUACAUCAUUCUCAUUUACAUCAAAGAACGAAUAAAAAAUCAGAAGAUGUAAGAUAAGAUGAAAUAUGAUAAAAUGCAUAGGAAAUAUGUGCGCAAAGGUAAAAAAAAUAGAAAAUAUUGGAGGAUAUAAUCUUGAGGGCAACAACUAACAACAGUGGAAAUGAGUUGAGAAAGUGACUGAUGACCAUGACUGUACAGGUAGAAUUGGGUUGCCUUCUGUGUCACCAGCCCACCAAGUAUUAGCCGCAGUACUGAGCAAGAGGCCACAACACACCAUUGUCAUGAACCACCUCUAUCUCUUGUGCCGAGUGGAAUUACGUACUAGAGUUAGCUUAGCUUGUGUAUUCAGAGACCAGCACUGAUAGUCACCAUUCUCAGUGUCAUAAGAUACUACGUAGUCACUGUGCAGUAUCUACCUAGUCUUGUCGAGUCAGUCUUUGUUUUGAUGCAGGUUCGCAAGUCAUCUACUUUCCUCAGAUCUUUUGAAGUGAGAUAAACAUGUAAGCAUCUCGGGUUGCAUGGGUUUUCUUUGUUCAGAAUUUAAGGUGAUAAAAUAGCCAAAUUAAGAGGAAAAGUGGAGGUAAAUGACUUGUCGAAGAACAAAGUACAUAUAUAAGACCAACUGUGCUACUGUGAAUCCAUUCUGCUCCCUAAAAUUGUGACUGGUACAUGUCAUCCCUAGAGAAAAUUUACAGCUGUAGUGUGUUCGUUUGCAGUUUUACACUUAGCAACUUCUGAAAUUAACUAAAAAUGAUCUCCCACAGACAUGAAGCUGUUACAAAUUGACUUGAUGUUCUGGCAUUGGAAUAGUUCAGCAGUGUUUGCAGGGGAGGAACACCAGCGGCCUAAACACAGUGUAAAGCUAGUAGUUGUCAUCUAGUUGGUGCCUCAAGUCUCAGACCCAAACUUACUCCCAUACAUCCAACCAUUCCCUUGCACAUUUUGCCCUGUGAUCUUUUGGCAGCUUCCUUUGACUUAACAUUAUGGAGUAUUUAAAACUUAUAGAUUGGUAUCCUGGGUCCAGAUUGUCAGUCGUGUUACUUUCCACCGUUUUGGAUGCUUGGUUUGGUAAUGAUUAAUUUUUGGUAACAUUUAGAGCCUAUGAGUGCGGGAAUAACUCGCCCUGUGCAUACGAGUGAGCAUUGAGGGUUUGUGAUACUUGCAUUUAGACCAAGACUUUGAUUUGUCUCAUUUAGGCUUCAGCUGUGCCAUGUGGAGACACUGAAUACAUUUGAAAGUCUACCUUUGCCUCUGCUUGGUUAUUCUUUGUUUUUAAGUGAGAGGUUGUCGUCUGUGGACUGCACGGGAGGAACUGGAGCAUUGAUAUUAAGGCCUAGGAAUAUUUGGGCUUUACUGGGAACCCCCAAAAAUUUCCCUCACAUGGAGGGAGGAGGAGGACUGCCCAUGUCCCUAUAAUGAAAGUAAUGUUUAUUUUCUCAUUCUCCCCAUGAGUGUAUAAAGUCCACAAAGGGAAACACAUUGUAUAUGGAAGAAAAAAGUUAGGCAAUUUGUUAUAUUUCUUGUCUAACUCUUUUUUUUAUUUGUGGGCUUUAUCAUCAUACUCUUUGCAGGAUUGUGAUAGAAUCAUUAAGAUUAAUGUAUAUUAUUAUGGUGGCAAUAUAUAUACCUGUAUCUUGUGCUGGAAUAAGCGAAAUUUGUUUAUUGGCAGCUGGAUUAACUAUGCUGAAUCUUUAAUUGUAGUCAACUAGUGGUUAUAGAAUCUAAUGAUUUAAUUACAAUACCAUGUGAAAUAUGAAAGCUUUAUUAACUAGCUGAAAAUACUUACCAUAGCACCCAUGUUUUAUCUUGGUUCAUGUAUACAUUUGCAGUCACUUUAUACCUCAUCCAAUGUUCUUUUAAGGUCUUUGAUCAACCCACUGCUAGUUUGCAAGCUUCACACCACCACCACCUCACCUAAGGUCCCCUCCUGUUCUGUUCAUAACCAUGUUGCUGUUGGUCGUCUAGAGAGAGCCCCCUAUAGAUCCCCUCUGUUCCCUCCUAGUCCCUCCUCUCUGGCUUCACCACCUCUUAGAGUGCUCAAAUCUCAGUGUUUUGUAGGUAAUACCAAACCCAGCAGCAACAUAACUACCUGUGAUUGCUUCAAGGGGAUGUCUGCAGCUGCCGCCAACUUGCCUUAUCUACCAACUGAGCCACAGGAAAAAUAGUUGCCCAGAUUUCAAAUAUACUGAAAGAGGAGGCCCAUACUGCACCACAUUUAUGAGCUACUAUUAUACAUUCUGAUUCAAAUUAGUGAGGAUAAUAAGCAGCAUUGGUUUCAAGAGUUAGUCAUGUGCUUACCUCCAUAUGAUCUUGAGCCACACUGAUGACAAUCCCACACUGUUGAAGUGUCAAAGUCCCCAAAAGAAGAAAGUUACAAGGGCAAGCCAAGAAUCCAAGACAAGGUGUUGGUGGCUGCUGCAGACGUAGCCGACCUGUGCGCUUGUAACCGUCAAUAUUUUAUGUGUUGGGGGGUAAAUACUACUAAUAAUAGGAAGGGUUUUAAGAAGCUUCAUUGUGAUUAGCCUCCGCUCUCUCUAACUGCACGUGUGAUUGAGACACGGGGACAGGCGAGGGGCGGCGAGCACUUUGCUUUGUCAAGGCAAUUUUUGAGUAGCUGUGCUUCUAGGUGUUAGCACGAGUAAUAAGUCCGACUACUACGUACUCCAAUACCACUUGUAGCGAACUCAGUACACCUGCAGUCCUUUUGUGUGGAAGUGAAGGUGAGAAAAUCGCUUGAUUGGGUGAGAUUAUGAUAAAAAAUAGGCAUAAUUUUGAGAGGAAGAGAUGUUCUCAAAGCGGUGAAAUGUGAUUUUAUGAGUAUAUAUAUCUUGGCGUUGAUGUCCACAAUACACACUACCUACAUACACUAACUAAGUAAACUGUCCCUUACUCCUUAUGGUGUAAUGAAUACUAUCAACUAUUCAUAUUCAAAUUUACCUUGAGAGGCCAAACAUCGAAUCUUUCUGAUCUUGCUUUAAUUUUUUCCCAGAUAUAUGACUUAAAAUAUUGAUCCUUGAAACUUGUACAACUAAAUCAAAUUCAAUUAUAUUGCAUGAAAACUGCCUGGGAAAAUAUAAUGAUAAAUGUUGCCCGUACAAUUACCAUGACGUAUUGUGCUCCAUUGGUCCAUAAGCUUUAUUCGGUCAAUGCUCAUGUACACUCUUUACAAUAAACAUUUAAAUCGAAAUCUAUACCUCCAUUGGCAUUGCUUGAGACCCAAACUGUACCAACUAGUUCAGUGUAUUACAGCAGCUGGAAAAAUGCCUUGUAAUCUGGGUCUUCAGUUAUUAUGCAGAGGAAAAGAAAACCUCCUUCACAUUUGCCUUCUUCCCAUGAGCUAACUUUGAGAAUAGUAGAGUUCAUUUAUCUACUUCAUUAUUGUUCUUCUCUCUCUACACACACACACACACACACACACACACACACACACACACACACUACUAUUACAUCCAGAUAAAGUUAAAAAGUCAGGGUAACAAAGAAUGAAGGAAAGUGUGCAAUGUGGAAGUGAAUUAUUGUUGCAGUAAUAAAAUUGCCAUACGAAU